AUACUCGCUCAUGCGCAGUGGGUGCAGUUUUGUUUGAAGUGAAGUGCUGCAGUUCGCCUUGCGGAUGGAACUGCCCAUUACAAACCAUACUAGCUAGAUACAAUUUUUUUUUUUUUUUUUUUUAUCAUCUCAAAUCUAUGUACAUGUUUUCUUGUCUCGAUGCAUCGGUGGAACAAUGUUAGGUCAUAAUCAUUACCCAAACGUAGAAAAGUCGCAACUCGUCAGCUAUGUGGAAGAUUAUUUGGAAUGUGUUGAAUCCCUGCCUUUGGAUAUACAAAGAAACGUCUCUCUGCUACGAGAAAUUGACUCAAAGUAUCAAGAGGUCCUGAAGGAGGUUGACGAUGUCUACGAGCGCUACCAGGGUGAGCGGGACGCGGCACAGCGUAAGAGGCUUCAGAUCCAGCUGCAACGGGCCCUCAUCAGCAGCCAGGAGCUGGGCGACGAGAAGAUCCAUGUGGUCACCCAGAUGACUGAGCUGGUAGAGAACCGUUCCCGCCAGAUGGACUCCCACUCCCUCUGUCUCCAGGAGCCCAGCGAGGCCAGCGAGCGGGAGCGGGUCGUCACCGAGCGGCGCUCCGGUUCCGUUCAGGAGGCAGCGGUGUCCACACCUGCGGAGCGCUCCUCCGCCCGCCGGCCGAGACGUCAGCGCAACAGCGAGAGCCGCGAUGCCAACCACGCCUCGGGGAACGGAACAGUGAUGGAUGACCCGGCGGACGAACUGCCUAUGCAGCCGCGGGAGAAGAGGUCAAAGUCUGCCAAGAAGAAGAAGCGCAAGGCCAAGCAGGAGCGAGGCGCCUCGCCUGUGGAAUUCACCAUCGACCCCAACGAGCCCACCUACUGCCUGUGUGAGCAGGUGUCCUACGGCGAGAUGAUUGGCUGUGACAACGACGCGUGCCCCAUCGAGUGGUUCCACUUCUCCUGCGUGGGGCUCACCUACAAGCCCAAGGGGAAGUGGUUCUGUCCCAAGUGCAGAGGGGACAACGAAAAGACUAUGGACAAAAGCCUGGAUAAGAACAAAAAGGACAGGAGGUCCAGGUAGUUGUGACAUGUCCUCUCUUUCCUCUCGGGAACAUUGCCGAACUGAGGCUUGAGUUCGUCAAAAUAAGUCAUUCAAGGUAUGACUAAAUGUUGUGAAGUUUUGAGAGCACAAUCGAAACACUUUUUCCCUCCUGCAGCGCCGACUCUUGAGUAAAGGAUUUGACCAAUACUGAACUGGUGCUGUUACCAUACUGGUGGACCCACACUGAAGCCUAAAGGUUAUUCUGGGAAGCCAGAUGUUGACUUUAAGAAGCCUAAAGCUGCCAUCUUACUGGGUUCUAUCGUGUUCCUCAACACUUGGCGGAAUGGAAUUAAAGUAACUUAAAAUGCAUAUUUUGGCUUAUUUGCCAUUUUGACUUGAUGUAAUGUACCUGAAUGAUGUCCUCUUUUUGUGAAAAUGAAUGCAUUAUGUUCGCCCCUUCUUUCAAUUCAGUAAGUUUAAUUUCUUAUGCAGUUUAAAACCAAUAAAUAUGUUCCAAAUCAAGUCUCGAUUCAUUGAUUUGGUCACUACCAGAUGGGGCUAAAUAGUUCAUUGAUUUGGUCACUACCAGAUGGGGCUAAAUAGUUCAUUGAUUUGGUCACUACCAGAUGGGGCUAAAUAGUUCAUUGAUUUGGUCACUACCAGAUGGGGCUAAAUAGUUCAUUGAUUUGGUCACUACCAGAUGGGGCUAAAUAGUUCAUUGAUUUGGUCACUACCAGAUGGGGCUAAAUAGUUCAUUGAUUUGGUCACUACCAGAUGGGGCUAAAUAGUUCAUUGAUUUGGUCACUACCAGAUGGGGCUAAAUAGUUCAUUGAUUUGGUCACUACCAGAUGGGGCUAAAUAGUUCAUUGAUUUGGUCACUACCAGAUGGGGCUAAAUAGUUCAUUGAUUUGGUCACUACCAGAUGGGGCUAAAUAGUUCAUUGAUUUGGUCACUACCAGAUGGGGCUAAAUAGUUCAUUGAUUUGGUCACUACCAGAUGGGGCUAAAUAGUUCAUUGUGCUACAUGUUUAUUUGUAUGGCAGAUGGAGGGGUAGAUUGCUCUGUUUCAGCCUUAUGUGAAGUACUUACCUGAGCUGGGAUUUGACACAAUACUUCACAUUUUUAGGUUAUUUUAUGAUUUCAUUUUCAACUGACCAUCCUCAGGUGCAGCACUUUGAUUUGCUAUAUAAUGAUGAUGAUGAUGAUGAUCGGGGGCACCGUCAGAAUGGUAUUUCAUGUUUGUGUUGACAUUCUACAUACUUUGUCAAACUAGUGUAAUAGCAUGUAACGUUUAUUUUAUAUCCAUUAAAACAGUUUUAUUGCAGA
Molecule: messenger RNA, 2325 nt
Organism: Oncorhynchus kisutch (coho salmon)
Lineage: Eukaryota; Metazoa; Chordata; Actinopteri; Salmoniformes; Salmonidae
Product: inhibitor of growth protein 2
Exons: 2
Coding region: 176-1039 (287 amino acids)
Biological process (GO): positive regulation of DNA-templated transcription
Cellular component (GO): nucleus
Source: RefSeq, a predicted model, not a curated record